GACUGAUCCUUUCUCACCUCCGUUCCCCGGGCCGAACGGGGCGGUUGUGCUCAGGCGUUCGGCGCGGGCAGCCCGGGACCUGGCAGCCGGCGGCGGGGUCCUUCCUCGGCUGGCGGAGGGGCCGGGCCGGAGCGGAGCGGCGGCGGCCGGCGGCUUCGGGCGAAGAUGGCGGACGUGCUGAGCGUGCUGCGGCAGUACAACACGCAGAAGAAGGAAAUCGUGGUGAAGGGCGACGAGGUGAUCUUCGGCGAGUUCUCCUGGCCCAAGAACGUCAAGACCAACUAUGUCAUCUGGGGGACAGGGAAGGAAGGUCAGCCCAGGGAAUACUACACUUUGGAUUCUAUCUUGUUCCUCCUCAAUAAUGUGCACCUUUCACAUCCUGUUUACGUCCGUCGUGCUGCAACUGAAAACAUUCCUGUGGUAAGAAGACCUGAUAGGAAGGACUUGCUUGCAUACCUAAAUGGGGAAACAUCGACAUCAUCAAGCAUAGACAGAAGUGCUCCACUUGAAAUUGGUCUUCAACGUUCCACUCAAGUUAAAAGAGCAGCAGAUGAAAUAUUAGCGGAAGCAAAGAAGCCAAGGAUAGAGGAUGAAGAGUGUGUGCGCCUUGACAAAGAGCGGUUGGCAGCUCGGUUGGAAGGACAUAAAGAAGGUAUCGUGCAGACAGAGCAGAUCAGGUCCUUGUCAGAAGCCAUGUCAGUGGAAAAAAUUGCUGCUAUCAAAGCAAAAAUCAUGGCAAAGAAAAGAUCCACUAUCAAAACAGAUCUGGAUGAUGACAUAACUGCUCUUAAACAGAGAAGUUUUGUUGAUGCUGAAGUGGAUGUAACCAGAGAUAUUGUCAGCAGGGAGAGAGUAUGGAGGACAAGAACUACAAUCUUACAGAGCACAGGCAAGAACUUUGCCAAGAAUAUUUUUGCGAUUCUUCAAUCAGUAAAAGCCAGAGAAGAAGGCCGAGCACCCGAGCAAAGACCUGCACCAAAUACAGCACCAACAGAUCCCACUUUACGAAAUAAGCAACCUAUUCCAGCUGCCUACAACAGAUACGAUCAGGAAAGAUUCAAAGGCAAAGAGGAAACGGAGGGCUUUAAAAUUGAUACCAUGGGCACCUAUCAUGGAAUGACUCUGAAGUCCGUAACGGAAGGUGCUUCUGCUCGAAAAACACAAACACCAGCAGCACAGCCUGUACCACGGCCAGUUUCUCAAGCGAGACCACCUCCAAACCAGAAAAAAGGAUCUCGAACACCCAUAAUCAUUAUUCCAGCAGCCACGACCUCUUUAAUAACAAUGCUUAACGCAAAGGACCUUCUGCAAGAUCUGAAGUUUGUACCAUCAGAUGAAAAGAAAAAGCAAGGCUGUCAACGCGAAAAUGAAACUCUAAUACAGAGAAGGAAGGACCAGAUGCAACCUGGGGGAACUACAGUCAGCGUUACCGUACCCUACCGAGUAGUAGACCAACCUCUGAAACUUAUGCCACAAGACUGGGAUCGUGUGGUGGCAGUGUUUGUACAGGGUCCUGCUUGGCAGUUCAAAGGCUGGCCGUGGCUCUUGCCUGAUGGAUCACCUGUUGAUAUCUUUGCAAAGAUUAAAGCUUUUCAUCUCAAAUAUGACGAAGUACGUCUGGAUCCAAAUGUACAGAAAUGGGAUGUAACAGUGUUAGAACUAAGCUACCACAAAAGACACUUGGACAGGCCAGUAUUUCUACGCUUCUGGGAAACUUUAGACAGGUAUAUGGUAAAGCAUAAAUCACACUUGAGAUUCUGAAUCCUUCAGCUGCCGUUUAUUUCCUGGAGUAUGGAUUGAGAACAAUGAAAGAGACUCCAGUUUGGAGACCAGAGCUCGCACUAUAUGUUAUGUCAAUAACUUUACAAAUGAAGAAGGGUCACAGUUGAAACUUUUUAUAAUAUCUGGUUUGGAUGCUUCAUGGCAGGUUGAUACCUGUUGUUAUUCAGAAGCAAAGGGGUUUUGCUUAAAACUAUUUUUUUAAUGUUGUUAGCCUUCUAGUCUGCAAUUCAAAUUGUAUAUUUUGAUAGCAGCAGUUUCUUCUCUGUUUUGUUAAAUUAGGCACAUUUUUAAAUAAUGUGUUAUGUUCCUUAUUAGAAAAUAGAUUGAUCUUCACUGCAGGUUACAAACGUGUGUGUGCCUGUGCGCAUGUGCGCACGUGUGUGUGUAUAUAUGUGUGUAUGUGUCUAUAUAUAUAAUGUAUAAAAAAAAUUAUAGACACGCUAACGCACACAUAGUUAUUACCGAGGCUUUCUAAACCACUUAGCUUCUGAGCUUAGUUUUGGUUUUCUUUGCUUAUUGUUUCACUUACUGAAAAUAUUUUGUUGUGAAUGAAUUUACAUUUUAGUCAAUAGGACUUGCAAACAGAGAAAAGUGAAGAUUGUUUUGGAAAUCAAAAUGUCAACCUGUAUAUGUAUAUUCUGUCAGUCUUGGAAAAAGGGAAGAUGAAAAAGCUAGAAACUGACUUGGAUUUGUGAUGUCCCACUUUACUGAAUCUUCAAACUUUAAUACAAAUACCUUCAAGUCAUGGUAAUUUUAAAUCUCCAUUCUCCACGCAAGUCUCUUUAUUUAAGCUGGAACUAUGCAUGUAUAUGUUCCCAUCUCUCAAAAUAUCUUCAUACAAGUCUAGGAGUUACCUGGAUUGAACAAGGAAUAGGAAGGGACAGAGUUUGGAUUUUUUUUUCCCUGGAAAUGGUCACCACAAGGAGGAGUAAUGUUAACUUCUUUGCAUUUAUACCUGUAAUAUCACUGCUAAUAUUAAUUUCCUGUGACAAAAGUCACCCAAACUAUGUCUACAGGAGUUGUCAUUUCCUGAUAUGUGUGGCUAAUAAGGCCUCCUCCUAACAGUCCUGCAUCAGAGUGGAAAAUGAGUUUACCCAAUUUACCAAAGAACAGAUUUGCUUGAGCUACAGUAUAACUGAGGCCAGAAGAUCAUGGUAUUUGUAUGGGUUUAUGGUACUUGUGUAUCUAUUUAAUAAUGUUGCAUACCAGUUGAUGUAGAGAAUGAUCCAAUAUUGUAACACCUGCAUGGAUUUUUUGGGAUAUAAAAUACAUGUUUAUAUUCCGUUCUUGAAAUCCAAAAACAUGUUUUUUUAAUAUACUUUACAUUUAAGAUUUGACAAAAGUAAAAUGGUCUACCUGUUCUUUAGUUUCGCUUUUUAUUUGAUGUUACCUUCAUUUGAAUGAAUCCAGAAGCCACGUUUCCUUCAGAGGUUUUUAAGAUUGUCUUAAAUUUAUAUGAGGACUGUUAAAUCUGAAAGGUUUUUAAAAAUGUUUCUAUCCAUGCUGUAUUAGGUUUACUAUCUUUAAAUUUAGCCAGUUAUCUUGAUGGAAAUAAAAAUGGGGGAAAAAAAAUGACUCCAAGAUUAGAAAUUGUGACUGAAUGAUUUGAACAGAUUCUGCAAAGAGGCUGAGAAGAGCAAGCAAUACAGAGCUCAUUUAAAAUGUUCUCUUAUUUGUAUGGGCAGUUUGGUCAGUACCAUGUGACUUUUUUUCCUAACACCUUAGCUUUAUUAGAAGUGUAUGUGUGUCAUAUCUGAGUGAGAUAAGACAUUCAGUAUUUUGUUCUAUCCUGUGCUAUGUUUAGAAAAACUGUACUGGCUAUCAGCACUGCAGUCAGUACUGUAAGGAGGUGGUAAACUUAGGGUUUGUUACUACUUUAAAUAGAGAGAGAUCCUAAGUGGUUUUUUGACUGACGUGUUUCCAAUUAGAAAUGUAAGGGUUUUUUUGGACUUCAACAGCCCAUGGAAUUUUAAAGAAACUUCUACAAUGGGCAGCAAACUUAACAUACUGAACUUUGACUAUAAGUGCUUCAUGUGCACUGUGGUGUAAAGACUACAUAAUAGUCUUAAAAUAAGCAAACUCUAUUUCUCCUUCUCUGUGCCCUGUAUUUCACUUGUGCUUUAAAAAAGUGUAGUAUAGGAUCCAAUAUUGUACGCAGAAGAUGGUUUGUAGAUGUAAAUUUAUGUAUAUACUGGGAGUAGCUCCUCUGAAAGGAAUGAAGUUACAUGGAUGUGAAACUAGCAAAAGAGGCAAAUCUGUGCAAUCUUUAUAGCAAGUGUGCCAUUUUUUUAUGGAUUGAACACAGACCUUUGACAUCGUUGUGUUUUUGUACUUGGAGGGAAUUUACAACACAAAUUUAAAAUGUGUUUGUGGAGGAGGUGGCACCUGAUCAUCUCUGACUGCAUCUCUUUGUCAGUCAUAACAGUAGUGAUGUUUAUAAAAUGAGCCAUUUUGCAAUCAGAUUCCUGCUGACAUUAUUGGAAGUUUAAUUAGGUUGUCAGAGAAUUGCAUUCCUACUGACUUGAGAAAUAUCUGCACGUAGACUAUGAAACUGCGUGGUCUUGAAAAUUUAGCCUUACAGCAGCAUUUUGCAACACAGCUGGAUUUUUUGACACUUAUGUUAUGCUUAAUUUAUCUACGAGUUAAUGUAGAGUAAUAAAGUAAGAACUGGGGAAGCUGCAGGAUCAGACAUCUGUUUUAGUGAGCUGUAUUCUUAUUGUUGAGCAAGUUUGACACUUAGAAGUGUAUAAAGUGUGUAAAUUGUACUCAAUUAAAAUGUAUCACUAAAACUGAGCUACUUUACUGACUGUAGUUUAUUGAAGAGUGGAAUGAUACUAGUGUGCAAAUUGAAUUAGCUGUUUCUAUUAAAUAUCUUAAGUGUCAUAACUCCACACUGUUUUAUAAGUACACAACGAAAAAGAUGAAACAAGAUAAGAUGAAAAUAUGUUUGAAAACUGUUACUGAGCUCCUGUACUGUCAGCAGGUGAUUUCUUGAUUUUUUUGUGGCGAGGUUUCAGAUACCAGUAGAGAUAUCAAAAGUAAUGAUUUCAUAUUAAGACCUACGAUACCUGUGAUUUAUACUGCUUGAACUUUCUGAAUGCUACCCUAAACAAAGCAGAAUUUUUUCAUAAGGUAAAGGAGGACAAGUACCUUUUAAGAUGGACUUAAAUACCUGAAUAAAUUGCAGAUCAGUGUCCUCAAGGAAUAAGCUCAGCUCUUUAGUUAAUACAUGAAAAUUUUUGUAGCAAAAUGCUUUGAAAAAAUAGACACUCAAGUCAUUGCUGGAAACGGACAACUUAUAGAACUGUUCUGCAAAGCUGUAAACCUUUUUAUUUCUGAAUGUAGAAGAAAAUGUAGAUAGCAGACAGUGUUAAGUUGCCCUUGAUUAUAAGUUCAACUAAAAUGUGGUAUUUGUCUUAAGAUAAGCCUUAAUCAGAGUAGAAAAAUUGUUUUUGGCUUUCAUUUUGUAUGCAUGGUAUAAAAUAUUACUAUUCUCUGCAAUAUAUAUUUCAUUACAGCUUUCAUUCUUUUGCUGGUGAAAUAUGUACUUAGUUACUGAUUCUUGAGAAUCUAUACAAAAAAAAACCUGGUCAAAAUUAAUGGCUUAGUGAUUUUAAAUUUUAAUGUCAUGAAUGCAUUUUAAUUCAAAAGCCAUAACUAAUGCCAAGUACUUUAUUAGAGCAAUGUGUUCGUGAAAAAUUAAAAUCACUGCCUGAAGAAACUGUUGGCCAAGUGGGUUACAGUUCAGCUAAUCUUUGGAAAAAGGUACCACAAAAUCUCUGAAUAUCAUAUUCUGAGUUGUUGAUUUGUUAUUUAAUUGUUUUGAAGAGUAGCAGUUUUGUUUUUGGUUUUGAACAUACAUGUAAUUUAACAGAAUCAUUGAAGGGCUUGGGUUGGGAGGAAACUUAAGGAUCAUGAAGUUGCAACCCCCCUGCCACGGGCAGAGUUGCCAAGUGCUAGAUCAAGUAGUAGAUCAGGUUGCCGAGGGCCCCAUCCAAUGUGGACUUGAACACCUUCAGGGAUGUGGCAUCCACAACCUCUGUAGACAACCUGCUCCAGACCCUCACCACCCUCUCAGAAGAAAAACUUCCCCCUGACAUCUAAGCUAAAUCUCCCUUUCAAUAUUGGAAGGCUGCCCUAAGGUCUCCCGCAGCCUUCUCUUCUCCAGACUGAACAAGCCUAGCUCAUUCAGCCUGUCUUCAUAGGAGCGGUGCUUCAUCCCUGUGAUCAUCUCUGUGGUCCUCCUCUGGACCCAGCAGAUAUCCAGGCGGUUGAAAUCAGACAUCAGGAUGAGAGCCUGCAAGCGUGACACUUCUUGCAGGUGAAGCAAGAAGGCCUUGUCAACAGCUCCCCUUGAUUAGGUGGCUUGUAGUAGACUCUGACCACUAGCUGUUUGAUACUGGUUUUCUCCUUAAUCUUAACCUGCAAUAGUGACUGUAUAGUUUGACCUUUUUGGUAAGUUCUACCUUAUGACUAUUAACAUAAUAUGAUAAUUGAAGCAGAGAUUGAAAACUGAUGGCUUUAAGUAUGGAGAUGUUUAAGUAGAGUUCAUGUACUUGACAACCAUAAGCGAUUUCUCAUUGGAACCAUGAUCCAGUGGGUAACAUAGAGUCUAUUGUUCAGCUGUCAUUGCAUUGUCUGUAAAUUGUUCUCUCAAUGGUAACACUACUGUAGAAGUAAGUUUUGAGAAUAAUGAUGCUUAAGCAAAAUGAAUUGGUAAGUAGUAUGUGGAUAUAGGCUGUACCUCCAAACUGAUUUAAUGCAUUCACUUUUCAUAUUAAUAUUAUUUUCAUAAGCAUACAAAUCCACAGAACAACUUCAAAUUUUUGAAACUACAAUGUACAGACUAGUUCACGUGUAAAACUGAAAGAUAUGAGGCGAUACAUACAAUCAAAAAUAAAAAACAGCUUGGGUCGUU
This is a messenger RNA of Numida meleagris (helmeted guineafowl), 6700 nucleotides long. RefSeq names its product cell division cycle 73 (gene CDC73). The record is from RefSeq and is a predicted model, not a curated record. The transcript is spliced from 17 exons. NCBI's taxonomy places the organism in Eukaryota, Metazoa, Chordata, Aves, Galliformes, Numididae. Gene Ontology annotation, biological process: positive regulation of transcription elongation by RNA polymerase II; transcription elongation by RNA polymerase II. Gene Ontology annotation, molecular function: RNA polymerase II complex binding. The coding region runs from base 166 to 1761 and encodes 531 amino acids. Gene Ontology annotation, cellular component: Cdc73/Paf1 complex.